AUGGUUGAGGACGAUGAUUCAAAGGAGAUGGAAAAAAACAAAGGAAAGAUGGUUGCUGACGAUGAUUCAAAGGAGCUGAAGAAAAACAAAGGAAAGAUGGUUGAGGACGAUGAUUCAAAGGAGAUGAGAAAAAACAAAGGAAAGAUGGUUGCGGACGAUGAUGCAAAGGAGCUGAAACAAAACAAAGGAAAGAUGGUUGCGGAGGAUGAUACAAAGGAGACGAAACCAAUGUUAACUUGUGCUCUCUGUUUCAAGAUACUUGACACAGACUCGGCCGCAGUCCUAUCUCAGUGCCUCCACAGAUUUUGCUUGGGAUGCGUUACUGGCAAGAUACUAAGAGAUGAUUGGAGUUGUUGUCUACUCUGCUUCGCUGAACUUGGUCCCCAGCCUCUCGGAGAAUACAGGUCAGAGUCGGAACUCGAAAUUUCUGAAACUUCAUCGUCAUCCUCCUCCUCUUCUGAAGAUUCGGCGUCAUCCUCAGACUCUUCUGAAGCUCCUAAGCAAGAAGAUAUGAAAGAUGUAGAUCCAUCAGUUCAAGCAAAGAAGAAGCACAAGAUAAACGAACAUGAUUGGAAAUGUUGUCCAGUCUGCUAUAAUGAUUUUGGUCCAGAACCUCUCGAAGAACUCAGAUCCGACCAGACUUUCGAUAGGUUGAUUCGGAUGAUCUGGGGGAAACAAGAAAAUGUGGAGUUGGAAUCCGAAUCUUCUUCGUCUUCAUCCUCCGACACUUCUGGAUCAUCGUCGUCAUCCUACGACUCUUCUGGAAACCCAGAGCAAGAAGAUGCGGCUGUGGAAAAUGGCAAGCCAUUGAUACCGAGUAAGGCUGAGGAAGAUGACAACAAAAUUUUGAUGCAACCACUCGUCGGUAACAUUGGUGUCAAUAUGGAGCCUACUGUUUUUGGAGCUUCUUCGUCAUCUCCCAUGGAUAUGAAAGAUGUCAAGCCAUUGACAAUGGUUAAGUCUGAAGAUGGUACGACACCGUUGAUGCAAACACAAACCGGUGAAAGUAGUGUCGAGUCGGAGAGAGCUGAUGAGCCAGUGGAUGAUGAGCCAAUGGUUGAUGAGCCAAUGGUUGAUGAGUCAAUGGAUGAUGAGCCAAUGGAUAAUGAGCCAAUGGUUGAUGAGCCGGUUUUGCAUUCUAAUGGCUUUGAAGAUCAAAACCAUGUCCCCCUAUCCAAUGAAGAUACAGAGGAGGAAACCUCUGGUGGUGAAGAAGAAGAUGCACCACAGCAAGCAGCUGAUCCUGUGGGGAACGAUGCACCACAGCAAGAAGCUGAUCCUGUGGGAAACGAUGCACCACAGCAAGCAGCUGAUCCUGUGGGGAACGAUGCACCACAAAAUGCUCUUGGAGACAACAAUAUUCCACUCUGGGAUACCGAUGCACCAUUGCCACAAAUCCCCUCUCGUUACCUGAGGAUCAAGGACAGUAACUUACCUGUUUCAUAUGUCCAGAAGUACGUUGCAAUGAAACUCAAACUCGAAAGCGAGGACGAGGUGGAGUUAUACUUGAGGAACCAGCCUUUGGAUCCAUCGAUGUUGCUGUGUGACUUAUUAGCGUAUUGGAUUGCGACUGCAUGUCCUCGAAGAAUCGUUACAAAUGUGGGAGCUUCAGGUGCUAAUUACAUGCUGGUCCUCUCCUACAGUCGCAAACCUAAACCCGAGAGUCCGUGA
Molecule: messenger RNA, 1671 nt
Organism: Eutrema salsugineum
Lineage: Eukaryota; Viridiplantae; Streptophyta; Magnoliopsida; Brassicales; Brassicaceae
Product: E3 ubiquitin protein ligase DRIP2-like
Exons: 9
Coding region: 1-1671 (556 amino acids)
Molecular function (GO): ubiquitin-protein transferase activity
Source: RefSeq, a predicted model, not a curated record